Messenger RNA from Eleginops maclovinus (Patagonian blennie), 4400 nucleotides. RefSeq names its product cyclin T1 (gene ccnt1). Gene Ontology annotation, cellular component: cyclin/CDK positive transcription elongation factor complex; nucleus. The coding region runs from base 19 to 2064 and encodes 681 amino acids. NCBI's taxonomy places the organism in Eukaryota, Metazoa, Chordata, Actinopteri, Perciformes, Eleginopidae. Gene Ontology annotation, biological process: regulation of transcription by RNA polymerase II; positive regulation of DNA-templated transcription, elongation. Gene Ontology annotation, molecular function: cyclin-dependent protein serine/threonine kinase activator activity. The transcript is spliced from 9 exons. The record is from RefSeq and is a predicted model, not a curated record.
CUAUCGUCCUUCUCAGUGAUGGCGGCUUCGUUUGGUUCUCUCCCUGCAAGCUGUAACAACAAAUGGUAUUACACAAGGGAACAGAUCGACAACAACCCGUCUCGGCGAGCUGGACUUGAUCCCGACAAGGAGCUGUCCUACAGACAACAGGCGGCCAACCUGCUGCAGGACAUGGGACAGCGGCUCAAUGUGUCCCAACUUACUAUUAAUACAGCCAUUGUGUACAUGCAUCGAUUCUACAUGGUCCAGUCUUUCACCAGAUUUCACAGAAAUGUUAUUUCUCCGGCCGCACUCUUCCUCGCUGCAAAGGUCGAGGAGCAGCCCAGAAAGUUGGAACAUGUUAUCAAGGUUGCCCAUGCAUGCCUCAAUCCUCAGGAUCCUUCACCAGAUGUACGCAGUGAUGCCUACCUGCAACAAGCCCAAGACCUGGUCAUUCUUGAGAGCAUAAUACUCCAGACCUUGGCUUUUGAAAUCACCAUUGAUCAUCCACAUACUCAUGUUGUCAAGUGCACUCAGCUUGUUAGAGUUGUUCCAGCAAGUAAGGAUCUGGCUCAAACAUCCUACUUUAUGGCCACAAACAGUCUCCACUUGACCACGUUCUGCCUGCAGUACAGUCCGCCGGUCGUGGCCUGCGUGUGCAUCCAUCUCGCCUGCAAAUGGUCCAACUGGGAGAUCCCUGUGUCUACAGACGGCAAACACUGGUGGGAGUAUGUCGAUCCCACAGUUACCCUUGAGCUGUUGGAUGAGCUCACACAUGAGUUCCUGCAGAUUCUUGAGAAAACCCCCAGCCGGUUGAAAAGGAUUCGCAACUGGAAGGCUGGAGGUCAGACACCGAAAGCCAAGCCCAAAGUCCAGGAGGACGGUGACCAGAGGGAUACCAUGAUGAGCAUGAUCUCCAUGGCCUCAUCAGAGAGCACCGUGGCUGGCUUGAUGAGCCUCUCUGCUCCCCCUUCUGCCUCCUCUUCCUCAUCUGCCGGUGACAAGGACAGGGGGGAAGCCGGCAGCGCUGCGACUUGGAGUGGAAAAGGUCAGCCUGUACCUGAGCUCAACAACGAUGUGCAUGUUCCAGCUAAAGUGUCACUAAGUGAAUACCGAGCCAAGAACGCAGACGUCCUGGCCGCCCAAAAGAGGAAGCUGGAAAACAUGGAGGCCAGUGUGAAGAGGGACUAUGCCAACGCUGCUCAGGCCCUCAUCGGACAGCAGCAGAGGAAGGAUAAGCACCAGCAUCAUCACCAGCAGUCCAGCUCCUCUUCCUCUGACAACCCUUCGCCCAUUAUCCUGAAGAUCCCCCUGGAGAAGGAGAGGCACGAGAGGACGUCUCUGAAAAUCCGAUUCCCCUUAGCCGGGGGAGGAGGAAGCAGCGCCAAGGGUCAGGAACAGGACAUCAAAGUCAGAAUACGAGUGCCUGAGAAGCAGAGGGGGAGUUCAGGAGAGGAGGGCAAGAGCAGAGACAAACACAGGGACCGCUCAAACCACCACCAUCACCACCACCACCACCAUUCCUCCUCCACCAGUGCCUCUCUCGCCUCCUCACACAAACACUCUAACUCUAGCGGGGCUGUCGGGGGCAGCAAAAAGGUCGCCAGUGACUCCUCUAGAACGAGCUCCUCUUCUUCUUCUUCGGCGUCUCGUAAGAGGACACACUCCCAGGAGCCCACAGCAGGACCUCUCGCUGCUUCUAAAGUCAGCAAGUCCUCCAGGAAUGCCUACCAGAUACCCGCCCUGUCUUCCUCCUCCGGGCAAAUUCUGGGGCACAACCCUGACAUUCUCCCCGCCCUGGGCCUCCCCCACCACCAAGGGAGCUUCCCGCACUCGAAAGGCGACAAAACGGACACGAACGGGCACGGUGCGGUGGGCGGACCCCAGUCGAACGAGUACCAAGACACUUUUGAAAUGCUAAACUCUCUUCUGAGCGCGCAGGGGGUCCAGCCUGCCCAGCCGUCCAUGUUUGACUACAGAUCCCAGUAUGGGGAGUACCGGUUCAGCGGGGGCUCCCGAGGGAACGGCAAGCCACCACCCCUCCCUUCAGAACCUCCUCCCCCACUGCCUCCGCUGCCCAAAUAAUUUCCUGAUCAGGAGACGUAUUAUGUACAUUGUACUUGGCAUCUUGUUACAUAUGGUAUUGUAUUUUUUUUUUUUUUCGAAGUCGCCCAGCAUUUUUAAUAGUUUCAGUGUGACAGCAGUAAAAUGUACUGGCGUGCGUGAUGCAUAACUAUUUUUGGUUUUUACACUUCACACGUGGGGCAAUAAUAACAGGCUUUUAAAGCUUGCAAAAUGUGAGAAAAAAAAUACAGGAAGGUGUAGAUAAAAUGUUUUGCUUUCUGUUUAACUCAACCGAAUUGUGAUGAGGGGACCUGGUAUUUUUUAGCAACACUGUCAUGGUCUUGAAAUCACGAGGAAACUAAAAGAUUUCCAUCACAUACAUGUUAGGUCUCAUUACGGAUUGUCUUUUUAUAAUGAAUUUAUAGUAUGUUAUUUAUUAAUUGAAUGCUUUUUUAAGAAAAAUAAAAAAACUGUCCCCUUUUCUACCUUUUUUUUUUUAAGGUUUCCCUCCCUUUGUUCUUUUUUUUUGGGGGCAGAGUGAUGUUUCCUCAUCAAGACUGUACAGGCUAGUUGGACAGUGCAUGUCUCCAAAGCCAUCUUUUCAAUAUUUUUGUCUCUUUUUUUUAAAACAGCCAUAACCCCAAAAAAAGGUGACUGCCCACCCCUGGUGUUUUAUGUGUUUGAUUUCCUUCAUUAUUUGGCAAAACCUGUACAAAAACUGUAAAAUGUUUAAAACAACAUGAACUACUGUUUUAUAUUUUGUUAAGAGAAAAUGCAAAAAAACAUGUAAAUUACUGAAGCUACUUUUUUUUGUCUUUUAGAUUUAUUUGAGUGUUGCAGUCAUUGUUUUAAAUGGUUGUAAAAUCUUCAUAUAUUCAGUUGUCUAAUAAUUACACUAAUGGACAAACUUCUAACCAAGGAUGUACAUCUAUGGUUUUAUCAAAAGAGUUCAAACAUGUAUGGUAUGGUAUGGUCACAAUGAAGGAAUUGCAACAAAGAAAUCCCUCUAGAGAAGAAAUGUGAGUUUUUAAAUCCUGUCAUGUCAUUUGUCACUGUUUCCUCUGGAGGGCGAGUCUUUUUGUGGUGAUCGCGGCUUAAUGCAGAGCAACUAAUAGGCAGAUUUAGUACAACAUUUUAAGUUGUGUACUCUGCGGAGCCCUGAAACUGUCAGAUUUAAGAUGAAACGUUUUUCUGCUGGUGCUCACUUUGUAGUGACCAUAUCGAGCACAAUCUCAAAUAAAAGUAUUCACAAUACACUAUAUCAAAAAGUGAUCAAAAGCCAUUUGUCUGUUUUGUUUUUUUGUCUUUCAUUUAUGCAGUUUCCUUUUGAAAAUGUCUAAACUCCAGUGUAUGCUUGUCAAUUCAUGCUCGUCUGGUUUAAUCAUGUUGAAGCUGUCUUUAAUUGCAUACUUUGAAACAAAAAAAGUGGAUAUUAAGCUUCAGAUUGUUGUUUAUAAUCCGUUUGUAAGCCAUGAUUAAACAAAAGUUUGCAUGUGUUCUUUAGUUUUGUAAAUCAAACAUGUCAAACUAAUUAUCAACAUCCCUCCACUACAGGGUCAUGAGCAUGAAGUCAAAUAAUUAAUGAAUUUGUGAAAAGAAUAGUGGAGGAGGGGCCACUUGUUGGCAAGAGCAUCGGGUAUCAUCUGUACAUUUAAUUCAUAUUAUCUUUCUGUGGUUUUGCUUGUAUAGUAUUACUGCUCUUUACCUGCUUUUUUUUUUUUUGACAGUUUGUAAUCCAACAUUCAUGUGUUUUAGGCAGUUUACAGUAAUGCAGUACAACAAAUCAUCAGCCAUACAAUUGUAAAAUAUUUUUGUGCCCUUUAUUGUAUGAAAUCUAAGUUUAAAAAGGUACUGAUCUUUGCUCAGGCAGCAGAGGUUUUAUUGGGUUUUCAACUCUUGUGAAAGGGAAACAGUAAAUGCACUGAAUAUUUAUCAGUAGGUUUGCCUACAAUGCAAAUGAGAAAGUAUUACAUGUAUAACGGUUAGACUAUUAGAAAAGAAGACAAAUAUAUUACCUUCUCUGAUAGUCUUUUUAUUUGAUCUCCGACACAUCUUCAAAUUUUUUCAAAAAAUCAAUGUUAUGCUUUUAGGAAAGUCAGCAUACACACAUUUCAAUAAAACCUGUAUGUGAAAAUGAAAGACACUCAUGCAACCUAACAAUGCAAAGUCACAUAGCUCCAAUAAGUUCAAUGUUUUGUUUUUUCAUGUCUUGGUGUUUUUAGUGACACUCAGGUCUGGAAAUGAAACGUUUUGGAAUUUUUGUUUUCUGUUAAAACGUUAUAUGUGAACCCUGUUCUUUUUGAUAUAAUGUGGUUGCUUUAUUCUCAAAUAAAAAGACAAUAAAUAUUUUAAGAAAC